AUGGCCGACUACCCUUUUCAAGACACUUCUUCAGGGCCCCGAUUAACGUCAUACGAGAGGCGCGGAAAGAGCAAUGCAGAACUGCAAGACCAAUACGAUGCUCGUAAUCAUAGGCCACCUCCUAGCGGCCGUGCACAGCGAUCGUAUUCGUUUCAGAAGAGAGAGGAGAUUUCUGUGACUGAGGUUUGGCCACGUCUUCUCGGUGCUUAUGAGCUGAAGGAGGCUCGACCAAAUCUCUAUCAGGAGCUUUUGAAAAGAGCUUUACUUGUGUCAAAGGAUAUCAAACAAAUCGAUUUGGACAUCAAUAGGACUUAUCGGGAUCACUUAGCAUUUCGAAGACGCUACGACGUAAAGCAGCAAUCCCUAUUGAAUGUUCUUGCUGCUUACGCUAUGUACAAUACAGAAGUCGGAUAUUGCCAAGGAAUGAGCCAGAUAGCUGCUUUAUUUCUGAUGUACCUGGACGAGGAAGACACGUUUUGGUGUAUUCAUGCAUUGAUGGUCGGGAAGAGACAUACCAUGCAUGGUUUCUUUGUUCCUGGUUUUCCAAAGUUAUCACGUUUUGAGGCUCAUUUUAAGAAAAUAUUGAAGAAGUAUAGACCACGGGUAUACAAGCACCUAGAGAAGAGCGACAUUCCAUACAUUUAUCUUACCAAGUGGUGGUUUGGUUGUUUUCUAGAUCGAGUUCCUUUUUCGUUAGCGUUGAGGUGCGCCUGA
This is a messenger RNA of Haemonchus placei, 714 nucleotides long. The record is from the annotation of a GenBank genome assembly. NCBI's taxonomy places the organism in Eukaryota, Metazoa, Nematoda, Chromadorea, Rhabditida, Trichostrongylidae.